AUGACCUCAUUUGUCACUCGUAGCUCCAGCACGUUGGAGUCCUUGACGCAGUCGCGUCCGAAGGUCGACAUCGAGCUCGCCGGACAGGCCGAAGGGCUUGUCAGUUCAUAUACCACCAAGGAUCGUAUUGAGGGGACGGCAGUGAUAACGGUAGACCGUGAUACUCGUUUUGAUGAUGUUGACAUCACCUUUGAGGGGACAUCGAGAACUUCCGUGGAGCGUGUAGCGAUGCCAGGACGUACAGGCGCUUACCAGACAUUCCUCCGACUUCGCCAACCGAUUGAGGACUCUGCCUAUCCUAUGCCCCGUGUGCUGGAGGCCGGACGCACUUACAGGUUUCCGUUCACAUUUGUCGUACCCGAUCGUCUGCUGCCACAUGUAUGUAGCCACGCAAAGACGAACACCCAUGUCGAACGCUCUCACACCCUGCUCCCACCUUCUCUGGGGGAUCCCAUGUUGGCCAAUGACGGCAGGUCACUCUUGAAUGACCUAGCCCCAGAUAUGUGCCGGAUAUCGUAUUUGAUCCGGGUUAGCGUGCAACGCAAGCCAGAGAAUGCCCCGUCGAAGGCCUUGGCUUCGGUAGGAAAGAAGGUGCGGAUCAUUCCGGCCGUCGAUGAGGAGCCGCCUUUAAACAUCACGGACGAUGACAGCUACUGCAUUCGGAAGGAGAAAGACGUCAAGCGCGGUUUCAUGAGAGGCAAGUUAGGUCGACUAGUCGUCGCCUCGUCACAACCCAAGCCUGUGCAACUGUGCCCACCAAACAGUGAGGCCACUGAUUCGGUCAGCACCGCUGCGACAGUACAUCUACGAUUCGACCCCGUGGGCAAUGAGGAACCUCCCCGCCUGGGCACGAUCUGGAGUAAGCUCCGAGCAUCCAGUCUGUUCAGUGCAGAACCCUGGGGUGAUUACCCUUCCCCCCGAAAUGUGCCCUGGGCACAGAUAGGUCAAGGAUGUUACACCGAGACCGUCCCCCUUUCUACCAUGUGCGUGGCGUCUGCACAGUGGACGAAGCAUACCAGCCCCCGGGGACUCAGUCGCUGCGACUCGAUGGAGUCGUCAUCAUCCUCGGAGUCCUUAACCGGUCCAUCAGCGUCUUUUACCGGAGAAACCUACUAUACCGCAUCAGUCGUCGUGCCCAUCACUCUUCCCAAGACGAGAGCAUUCGUCCCAACCUUCCACUCGUGUCUGAUCUCUCGCAUAUAUUGCCUCGAACUCAGCAUCUCGUACCAUACGCCAAACGCCAAUAUCCUGACCCCGACGGCAACGCUAAAGAUCCCCAUCCAACUCACAAGCCGGUCUCGGUCCGAUGCAAAGACAAAGGGUUCUGAGCAUGAGAUCACCCAGCAUGAAGUUAAUGCCGAAUUCUUCAGCCCCCGCAGCGUCGCACCCCCGACAGUGGUCCAGGUGGCGCCACCAGAGUACUCGGAGAACCAAGGCCCAAUCCUGCCUCCUGACCGUUCGAUCGAUUUGAUGUCUACUGCCCGAGUCCCCAGGGUCAAUACUGGAGGCGUCGGGACUGCUUGUUAA
This is a messenger RNA of Aspergillus bombycis, 1527 nucleotides long. RefSeq names its product arrestin (or S-antigen), N-terminal domain protein. Lineage: Eukaryota; Fungi; Ascomycota; Eurotiomycetes; Eurotiales; Aspergillaceae. The record is from RefSeq and is a predicted model, not a curated record. The coding region runs from base 1 to 1527 and encodes 508 amino acids. The transcript has 2 exons.